CGCAGUCCCGCGCGCGCGCCCCGCGCCCGCGGCGACGCGUCCAACUCCAUCGGCGCACACCGCGAGCGCGCGCGGUACGCGCGAAUUUUUUCGCGCCCGUCGCGCGCGCCGCGCGACGAUCUCGACGCGUCGAGCGCGCGCGCGCGCCGUCAUCGCGUCCCGGGAAAAGAUAUCGCGGAAAUGCCCGCGACGCGACGCCGCGCGACGCUCGCGAACCGCCGCGCGACGCGAACGUCGUCGAGCGAUCGCGAUGAACGCUCGAACGACUCGUCGGCGAGCGAUUUAGUGGGCAAGGCGACGCGGGCGACGCGGACGACGAGGCGCGAGGACGGGAAAAGACGCGCGAGCAAGGGGUCGAGCGGGAGCAGCGGGAGCGACUUGAGCGAACGCGCGGGCGACGAACGCGCGGGCGCGUUGGGACGACGAGAGACGCGCCGAAGAACGCGACGGACGGUGGAGAGCGUGAAGCGAGCGACGCCGCCGGAGGCGCGAUCGCCGAAUACUGGAAGCGAUGCGGACGAUAAGGAUGGGAACGGGGCGCGAAGAGACGACGAGCGCGCGAAGGACGCGAAGGACGCGAAGGACGCGAAGGACGCGAAGGACGCGGAUGCGGGCGCGGACGUGGGCGCGGAUGAUUUCGAAGUCGUAGAUUUGGAAAAAGUUCUUGGUGAGGGUGAGCGCGUGGUUGGGGUGUUUGGGCGACGCGUUCGCGAUGUGGCGGAGUGCUACGUGCGCUGGGAAGGACGGUCGCACGCGCGAAACUCGUGGGUGCGCGAGAGGGAUUUGGAGCGCGCGUGUCCGGAUAUUCUCAGGGCUUUCGAGGCGCAAUACCCUCGUGCGGUGUUGGGUGACCCCGUAUACGCGGUUAAACGCACCUGGUUGCGCCCGCAACGCGUCGUGAACGUGACGGGCAUGCCGCCAAACACGCGCUUGCUCGUCAAGUGGUGGGGAUUACCGUACGCCGACUGCACAUGGGAGACGAUAGAUGGGCACGACGAUUUCGACAUGUUGCUCGAACGCUACACCCAGUUCGACCACGAAAGUCUCAAACGCCCGUACAGCGUGCCACCGAGCUUGGCAAACGUCGACGAGAGUAACAAACCGAGCAAAGGCGUACAAUGCGUCGCACGUUGGCUCUUAGCGACGUGGUUUGAAAAGGAGGGCGUGUGUUUCGUGGAUAACUCGCCGCUCUGUAAACACGCCGAGGUCGCGGCUAACUUUAUUGCCGAUCGAAAGCGCCAGUACGACGAACACGGGCCGUCUCUCAUCAUCGUCGCCGAGAGCGAGCUGGAGCACUGGUCCCGCGAAUUCAGUCGUAUUGCGCCAGACGUGAACGUCGUCGAGUACGGCGGCUCGGCAACGUGCCGUGCGACCGUACAACAGCACGAAUGGUCCUUCGUCGGCGCCUUUCCCCGUGCGACCAACGGCGUGUCAACUCCUCGCUUCAAUGUUCUCAUCACGACGCACUCAACGGUGGUGCUGGACAUCGUGCUCUUGCGGCAGGUUCGAUGGGAAUCCGUCAUCAUGGUGGAGAACGCGCAAAAGUUCACCGCUGAGACGAGCUCAUUGCUGUCUAGACUCGGUAGCCUACACGCGAAUCACCGCGUGUUGAUGUUCCGCGCCGCAGACUUCUCCGACCUUCACGUCACUUUGAACAUCUUGGAAUUUCUCAAGCGAGCGCCGACGUCCAUGCGCAAUCUCGAAGCGAGGCUGUUGAAUCUCUCACAAGAAGAGGCGUGCAUGCAGACUGCCGCGCUUCUCGCCGUGCUCACGAUGGACUAUCAGUUCUGCGAAGCUGCUUUGAGAAAUAAGCAAGCGCUAGCCGAAGCGGACGCUUGCAUGGGGACGCUUCACACAGCCAGGCUGCUCGAACUCUCAGAGAUCGUCUUGGCAAGCAAAGUCGCCAAAGAAUCGGACCGCCGUUCCGUUUUCCCGGCGUGCUUUGAUUAUACGUCGACGCAAUACCUUGGACUUCUCCAUCAGCUCCAAGCCUUGCACGACAUGUACCGCCCGCUCGUCAGCGCUGAACAGCGGUGAUGUCACUGUCUGCUCGCGGUUCUUAUUUGCGACGCACACCAAUUUUCGCUCCACGUCGCCGUCGACGAAGCCGAGCGGUCGCCAAUUUUGACCACAUUUAUAUACCAUACCGCACCGUUUUGUCAUAU
Molecule: messenger RNA, 2165 nt
Organism: Ostreococcus lucimarinus CCE9901
Lineage: Eukaryota; Viridiplantae; Chlorophyta; Mamiellophyceae; Mamiellales; Bathycoccaceae
Exons: 1
Coding region: 913-2037 (374 amino acids)
Biological process (GO): chromatin remodeling; negative regulation of transcription by RNA polymerase II
Cellular component (GO): nucleus; chromatin
Molecular function (GO): ATP binding; ATP hydrolysis activity; ATP-dependent chromatin remodeler activity
Source: RefSeq, a predicted model, not a curated record